Perkinsus marinus ATCC 50983 is the source of this 390-nucleotide messenger RNA. Its product is annotated as peptidyl-prolyl cis-trans isomerase pin1, putative. Bases 1 to 390 code for a protein of 129 amino acids. The transcript has 4 exons. NCBI's taxonomy places the organism in Eukaryota, Perkinsozoa, Perkinsida, Perkinsidae. Gene Ontology annotation, molecular function: peptidyl-prolyl cis-trans isomerase activity. The record is from RefSeq and is a predicted model, not a curated record. Gene Ontology annotation, cellular component: cytosol; nucleus.
AUGACUGAGAAGGUGCGCGUCUCUCAUAUUUUAUGUAAGCAUACAGGCUCGAGGAAUCCUGUUUCGAGGAGAACGUGUCAUGACAUUAGUAUUUCUCAUGACGAGGCAUUGAAAGAAAUUAAAGAUAUGAUUGAGAAGCUCAAAGCUGAUAAAAGUCUUUUCCCCGAGAUGGCCAUGGCAAGGAGCGAUUGUGGUUCGUAUAAGAACGGCGGGGAUCUUGGAUAUUUCGAUAGGGGUGAAAUGCAACGGCCCUUUGAGGAAGCCGCCUUCAAUCUGGAGGUUGGCGAGCUGAGUGGACCUGUGGAAACAGAAUCUGGGGUGAGCAAUACAACUAAAGACCCUUACAGUUCACGUACUCCUGCGCACCGGUUGAUAGCUCCAGUAGGAUAA